Oldenlandia corymbosa var. corymbosa is the source of this 3840-nucleotide messenger RNA. NCBI's taxonomy places the organism in Eukaryota, Viridiplantae, Streptophyta, Magnoliopsida, Gentianales, Rubiaceae. The record is from the annotation of a GenBank genome assembly.
GUUUCCAUAGAGCAUCUCCCCCUUUUAUUUUCUUCUGCUAUUUCUUUCUUCUUUUUGGUGGCAUUUGUGUCAUUGUGUGGGUCAGAUGUAUCCGUUGAAUAAACAUUUUGCUGCUCGGAAUGAAGUGUGUCUGAAAGAAUUUACGAAGCUCUGACAAUUUUCCCUCUUGAAUUUUUAUGCUAUGAUAUUUGUGUUUCCAUAAUCGUUUGGCUAACUGGUGACUAGUAACCAUCUUUCAAGUUUCUAAUUUGUACCAUUUCCCUGUUUAUAAGUAUCAAACUUUUGGGCUUUUCUUGGAUUGGUUAUGAUCAUGUAUGAUAAUGAAUUUUUCAAUUCUGAAAGUACUUUUGUCACCUGUGGCCUGUGGAAAAUCGGUUUUGGGAAAUUGGAAAUUGUCAGACUCGGGUGAAGAAUGUAGGUGACCAAGUACUCACCCCUAUGAUAGCUUAGGCUGAUGAUCUUUUUCCGAAAUCUGCAUGCUUUUAGUUUUAGGCUGUAAGAAUCGAUGGAGUUGAUUACUGGGAGAGGUAUAUGCAAGAACAUGUUACUGUACUUGGGGUGUGGCAUUGUAUGACAUCAUUAUGGGCGAUAAGUUUGUCGGUGUUUAAAGGGUUCCUGGUAAAAUUCUUGUCCAUUAUCUAACCAAUGUGCUCUUGCAUGGUAAGGUGGUAUCUGUAAUGUUUUUUACAUCACUAACUGAUCGAAGCAUUUAAAUUCGGGUGGAGUUGCUGAAUAAAUGGUUUACUCCAUGAUUUUACGAUGUGCAUUUGAAGAAUCUGUAAAUGUUAAGGACCCCUUUUGUAAUUGCCUGAGCUUAUUAUACCUUUGUUCAACUGUACAUUUGGUCUUGUUGGUUGCAGCUCUGUCGUUUUCAGAUGGGGUAUGAACUGCUAAGUUUCUUCUUGUUUUUUGUUUCCUGCCCUAUUUUAUUAAUAAAUGAAUUUAUAAAUCAAAUUUUCUGGCUCGUGUUAACUUCUAUACAAAAUACUUCAAAUUCGUUCCUUGCCAUUGCCAUUUCUUUUUGUUCACUUGUUUUGGUCUCAUUGGCAGGCCUCUGGAUUCAUGCAAUGGGUUGCUCACUCUUGUUCAAGGAAAGCCAUCAAAGGCCGUGGUCGACUCCCUGGCUCUGUUUGGGGUUUGAUUUUUGUACCUUCUCCUCUUCAUUUUACAAAUCUAUUUACAUAAAGUUUGCUGUCCACAAUUAAGUCUUUAGGUUUCCUGUUUGUAAUGCAUUUACUUGUUCCGUUUCUGCUGAAUUGUGAUAUUUACAGCUUCUGAGUUUGCUUGGGAUACUCUGGCAGAUAAUCUUACAAAUUUCCUGAUGAUAGAAUUCACUUGUACCAAUCCUCUUAAUCACUAAAUCCAGUAAUGUGAAAGAAUUAUUGUUUAUAUCUAGUCUAGCUAGCUUUAAGAAGAUUGCACGAAUUUCGUUUCUCAACCCCUUUGAAUGAAUAAUGUUUUCAUGGUGCAUCAUGCUAAUCUUCUAGUCUUUUAUCUAGUAAUUUGGUGACUCUUUAAGAUGCAUCAGUUAUUAUAGAGAAUGCUUCAUCUCAACAACAACAACAUACCAGUAUAUUCCCAACUCGGUUGGUGUCUGGGGGGUCAAGAUGUACGCAGCUUUACCCCCUGUAUUUCAAUACAGAGAGUCUGUUUAAGUAGUACGACCCAAGAUGCAUUGGUGCAUUGAUAUAUUGAUUUCCGGCAACUUCACCAAAUUAAGAAGCGCCAGAAUUUGAAUGAGCCAUUUUGAUCUAAUCCAUUUUUAGCACAAAGCUGAAAGAAUUGUCAAUAACGACUCUUCCAGCUCCAUUUGCAUUGGAUAAAUAGAGAAUGCUUCAUUUAAUCAUUUGAAAUACUUAUCUAAAUUCUUCUGUUGAAAUUGAUCCGUUAUUGAAUCUUCUCAUAUAUCUCUGCACCUGCAGGCUGGAGCUAUGCUGGGAGAUGCCUUUCUUCACCAACUUCCUCAUGCUUUUGGUAACUUUUUUUGUUCUUGAGAAGUUCUAGUGUGUCACUUACAUGUGAUACUGUCCUAAAGUUUGUGAUUAAUUUGAUGAGUAUACCUUGAUUCAUACUCUUGCUCAUUUGGGUUUUGAUGCUUUAGAUUUUCAUAAAACAAACUAAAUUAUUGAGAACAGUACCCGGGUACUGCUUAAAUUCUUUGUCUUCUGCUUCUAGACUAUAUCUGCAGUGUUCUCUUUUACCUUAAGCAUAUGUGGUACUAAUUGGAGCAUAACAAACUGUUGCUUUGUGAAAAUGAGCCAAAGUUUCAUCCGUGAAUGAGCUCUUUCAAUCUUGAUACUGAAUGAUGCGCCACUUAAGAAUUGAAAUACAGGUGAAAAAUAGACUGAAUAGUCGGCAUGCUCAUUAAAUUCUUCAGUCAAUCAAUUCCAUGUAGGUUCUGUGUGUUCUUAAUUGUUAAUCUUUUGAAGCUUCUCGGUUUUCCUACUGCAGUUUUUCUUACCAUCUUAAUCCUUCCCAGCGUUAAAACUGGUACGAUGUUACUUGCAGGUGGUGCGCACUCCCAUUCUCAUGAUCAUGAUCACGAACAUUCUCAUGUGCACGAUCAUUCUGGAGAUGGGCCUUUUCAGUCACAUGCUCACUCUCUUGAAGAUCUUUCUGUGGGAUUAUCCAUUCUGGCUGGGAUUAUAUUGUUUCUUAUUGUUGAGAAGCUUGUGAGGUAUGUUGAGGAUUCAUCUGGAGGAGUAAAUACAUGGAGUCGUGGUCAUCAUCAUCAUCACCAUAAAAAGGGUACCAAGCUGGAAAAGGAAAAUGAAGCUGAUGAGAAUCUUCAGCUACCCCAGGAUGAUAAACAAAAGGAUCUGACAGACUCCAAAGAAGUGUUCAAUGGAGGUUCUAUUGAUUCUAGUACUAGUGAAGAAAAGCUUCAUCCUACUCUUAGGAAGAGAAAUACUGGUGAAGAGGCUGCUGAAAGUAAGACUGGUUCAGUUGGUGCUGAAAAUGGUGUUUUAAAUAAUGUCUCGAGAAAUGAUGAGCUGAAACCUGAAUCCAAAUCAUCGAAUCUUGUCUUCGGUUAUCUGAACCUUUUUUCCGAUGGUGUGCACAACUUUACGGACGGGAUGGCUUUGGGCAAUGCUUUUCUGCUGUAUGGAUCUAUUGGAGGGUGGUCCAGAACUUUAUUUCUGCUCGCUCAUGAACUUCCUCAAGAGAUAGGUGACUUUGGGAUACUGGUGAGAUCUGGUUUUAGUGUCUCAACAGCCCUCUUUUUUAACUUCCUCUCUGCACUUGUGGCACUAGCAGGAACCGCUUUGGCUUUGAUGUGGGGCCAAGAUCCAGGGCACUCGUCCUUGAUAGAGGGACUUACAGCUGGUGGAUUCAUUUACAUCGCUGUUGCCGGAGUCUUAGCAGAAAUGAACAAUAAUGGUAGCUCGAGUUUUAGAAGUGGAGCAAUCCAAUUAGUGUCUUUGGUGGCUGGCAUGGCUGUUGCUCUAGGUAUUUCCCUUGUCGAAUGAUACUGGGAGUAGUUCACCUUUAGGUAUUCAGCUACCCGGCACAUGUGUUGUUUGUUAGAAGUCAUGUACAAUGAUGAUGUAUUGUAAUAUAGCAUAAUGACAUUUCACUGAAUUUGCCCUUUACAUAGCCAAAUGAUAUCUUGGUUGAUUUAAGGCCAGACGCUUGUAUUGUUUGUUGUAAACUUGAAUUGGAGAUGAUUUAGUGACUGAUGUAGCACACACGAUAAUACAAGAUGAAGCAGACUGAUGAUUUUCUGCCCAUGGUUGGAUGAUGUUAUGUAGUUUUAUGUAUGGAAUUUCAAAGAAGUUAGAGAGAAGGGAUCAAAAGUAUCUAGAUUGUGAAAACAAAAUACUAACUAGUACUAAACCC